This is a messenger RNA of Rangifer tarandus platyrhynchus (Svalbard reindeer), 942 nucleotides long. The record is from the annotation of a GenBank genome assembly. Lineage: Eukaryota; Metazoa; Chordata; Mammalia; Artiodactyla; Cervidae.
AUGAGGAGGGAGAACCAGAGCCACGUGUCCGAGUUCCUCCUCCUGGGGCUCCCCAUCCGGCCAGAGCAGCAGGGCGCGUUCUUCACCCUGUUCCUGGGCGUGUACCUGACCACCGUGCUGGGCAACCUGCUGAUCCUCCUGCUCAUCAGACUGGACUCUCGCCUCCACACCCCCAUGUACUUCUUCCUCAGCCACUUGGCCUUCUCUGAUGUGUUUUUCUCAUCUGUCACUGUCCCUAAGAUGCUCGUGAACAUGCAGACUCAAGAUCGAUCCAUCCCUUAUGCAGGGUGCAUAGCACAGAUGUAUUUUUUUCUACUUUUUGUUUGUCUUGACAAUUUCCUUCUCGCAGUGAUGGCUUAUGACAGGUACGUGGCCAUUUGUCAGCCACUCCACUACACUGCCAUCAUGAGGGAGGGGUUGUGUGUCCUACUGACAGCUGGAUCCUGGUUCGUCUCUUGUGUCCACGCCCUGUUGCAUACUCUGCUUCUGUCCCGACUGUCUUACUGUGCAGACAAUACCAUCCCCCACUUCUUCUGUGAUCUCGCUGCCCUCUUAAAGUUGACCUGCUCAGACACCUCCCUUAAUGAGUUAGUUAUCUUCACUGAGGGGGGCGUGUUUGCCUUCUUGCCAUUGAUAUGCAUCCUGAUCUCAUAUGGCCGCAUCGGGGUCACCAUCCUGAAGGUCCCUUCCACCAAGGGGAUCUGCAAAGCAUUGUCCACAUGUGGCUCCCACCUCUCUGUGGUUUUCCUAUUUUACGGAACAAUUAUUGGACUUUAUACUUUACCCUCAUCCAGCACCUCUAAUGACAAGAACAUAAUAGCUUCAGUGAUGUACACAGUGGUCACACCCAUGCUGAACCCUUUCAUCUACAGUCUGAGGAACAGAGACAUGAAGAGGGCUCUCAGGAGACUUUCCAGGAGGGAGAUCUUCUUCUCUAAGUAG